UAAUGUAGAUUUGUAUGAUUGAAAUGGAAUAAAUACUUGAAAGGCUUGUUUUAAUUUAAUCUGUGAACCCGCGUAGCCGAAAGCCCUGACACUGACACGGACUAAAGAAAGAAAACGAUUUGCAGAGAGGGAAAAUUCCAGGUCUUUGGCUGCCUUCAAUCAUCAGCACCCACCCCGGGCUUACAAAUAAAGGAGGCCACUUUUUUUCACUUUUGCAUUAAAUUAAACCUCACAAUCAGACUAACUGACCAUUCUGGAAACAAGAACUGAGGGGAAAUGGACGGUGCUUCUGCUAAUAGUGGUAACAGUUCUACAAGACAUGGAAGGGAGAUGGCAUCAUCCAGCUUCCUACGCGCUCCAUUUGCAGCGAUCUUGGAGUUUUCAGGUCUUCUUGGAAGCAGCAGUGCCUCUGCAUCUGUUGCUAUUGCUAAUGAUCACUCUCACGCACAAUCCCCCCACCAGGAGGUAUUUAUCAGGAUACUUGGAAUUGAACCUGGAGAGAACCACGACUCCGUAUCAGUUGACCUUGCAGAGGAAGGAGCUGGCUUAACUGCUGCUGAUGUAAGUAGUGAAAGUGCAAUCGCCAACGGGGAGUCUGGGAGUCGAAGGGACUCAUCCCCUUAUCAGAGAGAUGAUGUACAUUGCUUGUCUAGGUGGAUUGAGCACAUUCUUCCUUUUUCUUUGCUUCUUCUUGUUUUUAUUCGACAACAUUUGCAAGGCUUUUUUGCCACAAUCUGGAUUGCUGCAGUCAUCUUGAAAUCAAAUGAUAUUUUACAGAAGCAGGCAGCUUUAAAGGAGGGGAGAAAGAUUUAUAUUCUUUUGGGCAUCACCAUUAGUUUCAUGCUCCAUGUGAUAUCUGUUUAUUGGUGGUAUCGAAAUGAUGACCUUCUGUACCCUUUGGUUCUACUUCGUCCAAAGAAGAUUCCGGCUUUCCCGCACUCAAUAUUUAUCAUUACGGUCAAUGAUGUUAUGGCGCAGCAGGCAGCCAUGGCCUUCAAAUGUGUGCUUUUGAUAUGUAACAGGAACAGCAAAGGCCACAAUUACCGUAAACAGGGUCAAAUACUAACUCUUGUUGAGUAUUUGAUGUUGCUAUACCGCAGUCUGUUGCCAACACCCGUCUGGUAUCGGUUCUUUCUAAACAAAGAAUGCGGUCGCUUUUUUUCCUCAUUCACUACGGGAUUGUACUUGACAUUCAAGCUUACAACCACUAUAGAGAAGGUUCAAUUAUCCUUUGCUGCAUUGAGGGCCUUAUCACAUAAAGAGGGGCAUUAUGGAUCCCGUGCCACAUCUGAGCAGGUCAAGGCAGCAGGGGAUCUCUGCACCAUUUGCCAGGAGAAGAUGCACGCGCCAAUCUUGCUUCGCUGCAAACACAUCUUCUGUGAAGACUGUGUGUCAGAAUGGUUUGAACGAGAAAGGACAUGCCCAUUGUGUAGGACAUUGAUCAAACCAGACGGUAUCAGAUCGUAUGCUGAUGGAUCAACAAAUCUAGUGUUCCAGUUGUUCUAAAACUGCCUGAUGUUGUGAAACCAGACACCAUUCCAUAUAAUCUCUCUUUUAUGGCCUCACUGUCACUGCUGCAUAACAGCUGCAUUGCUGCUUUUGUGUUUAAGCAGCAGUAAUAUGAAGGACCCAAUAGCAAUAGCCAAUAGGGGUUCAACUACGCGCCCAUAUAUUGUACUAUUUAUCAAAUAUACAU
Molecule: messenger RNA, 1696 nt
Organism: Theobroma cacao (cacao)
Lineage: Eukaryota; Viridiplantae; Streptophyta; Magnoliopsida; Malvales; Malvaceae
Source: RefSeq, a predicted model, not a curated record